ACGGGGACGAAUGUCAGGGCAGGCGCCUGCCCCGGGGCCCGGCGGCUGAGGGGCGGCCGGAGGUCGGCGUUCCUUCCCGGAGGCACCUCAGGCAGCUGCUUCGUGGCCUGAGGGAGGUUUCCCCAGGGCAAGGAGGUGAGGGCUUGCCCGAGGCUCCUGGCUUUGAACGCCACCGGCCUCCUCUUGCAUCCCUCAGGACGUCGUGGAAGGGAAAGCAGUCGGAGACACCCUCUUGGCAGCUGGGGAAGCCAACCAGGUCACAUGAAGUCACAUUUUAUCACAGGACGCAAAGCAGCAGCUCAUUACUGAGUUUCUUGAUAAGUUCUGUCCUUCACCUUGAAGUAUGCAGUGACCGCUGGUGGCUUUCUGCCUUAGGGACCAGGAGAGAAUGCUCCAAUGGAGAGGUUCUGGAAAUUCGUUUUACUUCCUCUCAUCUUAACUGCCUCGCUACCAGGUCUUGCCUUUUGUUACUCUGUUAUAAGUGGCCCUACUAAUGUGACAGUCCUUGCUGGUUCAGAAGCUCGGUUUAACUGCACUGUGUCAGAAGGAUGGGUAAUUCUCAUUUGGCUGUCCAAUGGAAAUCCUGUCCUCACUGUCAGCAGUUCUCAAGGAGCUUUUGAAACGUUAGACCGCUUCACCUCUCAAAAUUAUACAAGUAGCAACGGGUUUACCUCGGAGCUGAUCAUCCACAACACCCAGCUGAGUGACUCUGGAAAAAUUGAGUGCAGCGUCCAGCAAGCUAUCAGCAGCUUUGCGUUUCUUUCUGUUCAAGUUAAUGGAUCUUUAUCCAUCAAAAAUAGCACCUUAACAGUAAAAGAGAAUGAAACAGUUGAAAUUGUUUGUGAAGCCUUGGGAUGGGCUCCAGCUCCAGACAUUACCUGGAUGACAAAUGACUCUUUCAUUGAUAAGUCGAGGUAUGUUACUCAGCAAAGUCAAGGAUCUAAUGGCCUCCAUGAUGCCCUGAGCAUCCUAACUUUGACUCUGACGGACACUGAGAUUUUGACCUGUUUAGCUGACAUAGAAGCACUCCCUAACCCCCAGAAUGCAACUGUAACUUGUAUUUUUGUCAACUCUACUUUCGAAAAUGAUUACAGUGAAGACAGCGGAAACACGUGGGUUAUUGUACUUGCAGCUGUGCUUUCACUUGUUGGUAUUAUUCUUCUGAUUGUUAUUAUUGCGGUUGUCGUACGCUGCUGUUGUCUAAAGAAAAAAGAAUCUACGUACCAAAAAGAAAUAAGAAAAGUUUCAGCUGAGAAGAAAACAGAUGGCGAUUUGAAAAGCAGGCAAAGGCGUGGUAGUGAAAAUCAGGGAUACAUUCCAGAGGAACGGUGGAACACAGAAUACAUCCCAAGAAGUCCCUCUGAGUCCCCAAUGUCUUCAAAGUUCACUGACCGUGCUGCAGAUCUACAUAAGAGUUCUAUACCAAAGGUGCGACCUCAAAGACGUACUGAAUAUCCGAUCAGCCCAAAGAAAACCAGAAACGUGACACUUGUUUAGGAUGUGCUUCUCCAGGAAAUUUCUCUAUCAGUUGCAUUUCACACGUUUGGAUGGCUUUGUGCAAUAGAGAGGGGUUAACACCAGUUGUCUCACUUUAAGCCAUAAGUUAUUUUUCAUUUUAUCCUCAUGUAAUGAAAUAAAAUUGCAACCUUUAUAAUAUAGUAUAUGAUAUCUCAGCAAAAUAAUGGACAUAAAUGACAGCCUUAACUUCAGAGACAAUGAAUUUGAUGGGGUUCUACAAGAACAUGUGCUUUGGGUCCCAAGGA
Messenger RNA from Chroicocephalus ridibundus (black-headed gull), 1763 nucleotides. It is a transcript of the gene IGSF5, whose product is annotated as immunoglobulin superfamily member 5. The coding region runs from base 397 to 1497 and encodes 366 amino acids. The record is from RefSeq and is a predicted model, not a curated record. NCBI's taxonomy places the organism in Eukaryota, Metazoa, Chordata, Aves, Charadriiformes, Laridae. Gene Ontology annotation, biological process: cell-cell adhesion. Gene Ontology annotation, cellular component: bicellular tight junction; cell surface. The transcript has 9 exons.